GCCUUGUUGAUAGAAUGAAUUCUGCGUAAAUUUAUGUGAAUAUAUCUUUUUCCUUUGGUAUUCUAUUAAGAAUCUUUGCUAUGGUCCAUUUAUUGUAUACUUUCAAUAAUGAAUUCGUUUUUGAAAGAUACUAGACGAAUAGUUUUGUUUGUUUCCAUUCUUCAGAUUGUUUUUGCUGUUUCCCCUCCGAAGAUUCGUCCCUUUCAGUUUACCAAUGGUCUUAAAGAAGGCCAGCGAGAACAGAUCAUUUGUGCAGUUCUGGAAGGUGAUUCUCCAUUUAUAUUUACUUGGAUGAAAGAUCAAAUGGAGAUCGAAGGACAUUCUGAUAUUAAAACAGAAAAGAAUGAAUUUUAUUCGGUACUUAUUUUCCCUUCUGUACAUGCCCAAAAUAUUGGAAAUUAUUCAUGUAUAAUUGAAAAUUCUUUUGGAAGUGACAGAUUCACGGCUGCUUUAGUUAUAAAAGGAACCAUGUUUUCUACUGCAGCCUUUCAUGAUGAUAGAGAUUUAAUUGUUUCGUAUUUUACAUGGUACCUUCUUAGUAAGCAAAGAUUAGUAUUUUUGUUCAUAUAUUGAAAUUAAGGUGUUUUCAAUUAAGACAGUAAUAUAUUUAGCAUAUAUUUGAAAUGCGACAAAUACAGUUUUUGUUUUCGUUGGUAUUCAUAAUACCAUUUUCAUCAGGUAUGCUUGAAAUAAGUUACUUUGAUAUAAGCAUUUUUCUAUUAAAUAAC
This is a messenger RNA of Centruroides sculpturatus (bark scorpion), 728 nucleotides long. RefSeq names its product Down syndrome cell adhesion molecule-like protein Dscam2. The record is from RefSeq and is a predicted model, not a curated record. The transcript is spliced from 3 exons. Lineage: Eukaryota; Metazoa; Arthropoda; Arachnida; Scorpiones; Buthidae. The coding region runs from base 109 to 573 and encodes 154 amino acids.